Schistosoma intercalatum is the source of this 6871-nucleotide messenger RNA. Lineage: Eukaryota; Metazoa; Platyhelminthes; Trematoda; Strigeidida; Schistosomatidae. The record is from the annotation of a GenBank genome assembly.
AUGAUUGAGAAUUCCACACAAAUAUUAAAUAAUCUUGAAUCUUCAAUUGAACAAAAUUCAAUUUUUACAGAAAAUCUACCGUCAACCACAAAAAUUAAUCAUGAAAAUGAUGAUAUGAAUAAUCAAAAUGUUGAAUUAAAUGAGACCAUUAAAAGACAAAUUAAUAAAUUUCAUAAUGAUAGUACAGUGAUGCAAAUUAAUGAAACUACAAUAGAUUCACUUCCUUCUUGUAAUAAUAAUAAUAGCAGUAAUAGUAAUCAUGAUAAUGUUAACAAAUAUAAUGAUAAUAAUGGUGAUGAUGAUGAUGAUGAAGACAGUUCAACUAGUCGUUAUAGUACUGCAGAAUCAUCACCAUGUGAAGACUUUGAACCAAAUCUUAAUAAAACUAAUCAAAUAAACAAUCAUAAUAUUGCUAAACAAAAUAACAAAAUAAUUGGAGAAAAAAUUGAUAAACUAAAACAAAAGAAAAAUAUAAAAGAAAAAUUAACAAAUUCAACAAUGAAUAAUCAAAGUGUAGCAUUAGAAUUUCGAACAAUUGUUCAACGAGAUGAAUAUGGUUAUGGAUUUCGAGUUUGUGGAAAUAAACCAGUAUCGGUACAUAAUGUUCGGAAAGAUGGUAAUGCAGAGAAAGCUGGUCUCAAAGCUGGAGAUCAAAUUAUUGAAGUUAAUGGUAUUUCGGCCAUUGAUCUCAAUCAUGAAGAUGUCGUUGAGCAGAUUCGCUCACGAAACCAAGUCUCUUUAAGACUCAAGAGAUUACGUUAUCAAGUGGUUGAUGGCUUAACUGGAUAUCGAGUAGGCUCUAUGAGAAAUUUAACCUGUAAUGAAGCUCCAAUUUUGAGAUCACAACAACGUCAUCAUUACCAAAAACGUCGAUCAGUUCGAGAGUCUUCAUCAACAGGAAAUACAGCGUCUGCCGUAGUUAAACGAAGACCUCGUCUUGGAACGCAGACAUUCAAAAUAGCUCGAAGUUGUUCACCCCCUCCAUUAGCGUCAGUCGGUUCAAUGAAUGAUUCAUUAGGUUCACAUACAGAUGAAGAUAUUGAUUGGAGAAAAGAAGACGAGACUAACUUAGAACCUAACCCCAGUUUAUCUCCCCAAAUACCUCCAACCAAUGCAGCUAGCUUACCUCCCACAUCCAGGAUGGUUCGACCUCGUUCUAGUAUUGGUCCCAGUGAUCAUACCAGUAAAGAAAGACCCGUUAGUUCAGGACCUGAUAUGUUUGGCCUCUUCAAAAGGGGCUCAGUCAAGGACGUAAAUCAUCCAGAAUGUCUGAGGGAGGAAGAUAGUUCUAUGGAUGGAUCAUCUCGUGAUACUACAACUGCGAAUAAUAAGAAUAACAGUAAUGGGAGUGGUAGUACUAGCAGUUGUAGUUCUAAGUCGUUAUCUCGAAUGUCUUUCCCUGGUCAUUCUAAAUCUAAUGGUACAUCAAAUAAGAAAACUACCGGUAAUCUCAAGGAUCAGUCAACGUUUUCUAGUAGUACACCACCUCUUGGUCGUGUUAUGGGUAGGAAUUUCGACGAUGAAGGUGAAAGUGAUCUUAGCAUUGCAAAUGAUCUUGCUCACUUAUCAUCAGAAUUCGACAGUGCAACGUCAGUAAUGAAUAGUCCGGCUAAGUGUGCUAUGUUUAUCGAUUACUUGUUUUCUCAUAAACGAGAUCCUACAUGGACGCUUUUCCACAUUGUCAACCAAUACUUUCAACGAUCAAUGGCUUCGUCAAAAGAAUUAUUUAAAGAUGAAAAACGUGUUUGUCUGGAGAUAUUUACAACGUUUCUACAUGAAAAGUCUCCGUUGCGUUUAGAUGUACGAACUCCAGUUGUGUUGAAGUCAUUUGAUUUUAAUGAAUGCUCGAAAUUGUUCAAUGUUAUUGAUCAACAGUGUGUGAAUCAGAUUGAAGUACAAGUUUCCAAAUUAGCUGAGGCAAUUAAUUUAGGUAUGGAUACAUGGUGUCUUUCUGAGCCAAUUGAUUUCGUUCUGUUUCGUAAUAAAGAAGAAGAAUUAGCAUGUUUCGAAUCGCGUCUAAGUAGUUACCUUGAUGCAUUGCAUCAACUGUUUACCGGAAGUUGUACAGAUAAUCCAAUUGCUCUUAGCAUAUGUCGAUUGCCAAACACAUCUGUAUCAGUUACAUAUGAACAAAUUACUCAAGCGAUUACUACUUGUUUGGUUACAGCUCACCGGUAUUAUUCCAUGUCUCAGAUAUCAAGUGCAGAUUAUCCUGAAACUAGAGAUUCUGGACAUUCUAUUAGACAUAGUCUUUUUGCAAGGUCUUUUGAAAAUUUAACUACAUCCGCAUUGGGUUUAGGUAGUGUAUCAGGUAGCAUAGGAAGUGGGCUGUCAUCUGCUGGUUCACAUUUAUGGACAAAAUUAACUCCAUAUUGUGCUAAAUCAAAACAAAAAUCACAUUCUUUGCUCAAUCGUAAAAGUAAAUGGUCUCACAAAGGUCAUUUAUUUUAUGAAUACACUUACGAACGUAUUGCUGAUUGUGGUGUAUGUGGAUUUUUAUUAUGGGGACUCAAUUCACAAGGUUUCAAUUGUAAUAAUUGUGAUCUAUUUAUACACUUAAAAUGUAAAAAUGGUAUUCGAGAUCAUUGUAGUAGAGAAGGACGUAGAACAACUGGCGUCACGUCUGCAAAUGUUUUAGGCGGUUUACUUGGUAGUAUACCAAAUCUCACAAUUGAUACACAUGUUCCAGGUAACACACCGAACCAAACGAAUGAAUCAUGCAAUAAAGUUCCCUUAAAUCCCAGUCAAAUUGGUUCGAGUGAUUUUAUCUAUCACGCUAACUCAGUUGAUAAUCCACUCGACGCUGUUGCAUCACUAGACGAGACAAUUAAUUCAUCUUGUCAAGAUAGUACUUAUAGUUCUGGGUUGAAUGAAACUUCUUCAAUAUCAGGCAAUGGAGGUGGUGACACAUCUAUCAACUUUCCUUCACCAGGAUUAUCUAAACGUGAUUCCAUUUCAUCAAUGUCAGUUGGAUCCACAUGUCAAACUCCUGUGGAUUCUUAUUUACAAUCUGGUAUUGGUCAAACAGAUAAAAUUAAAUCGAAUGGAGAAGAAUGUGGGAUUAUGGGCAAUGAUUCGCAUAUUAAAGUUCCAUUGGAUUCGAGAUCAUCAUCACGUCGUCGCUUAAGUAUAACAGUCAAACAAGGUUAUGUAAAACAAAUGAAAAAUCUAUACGAAGGAAGUGAAAUCAUUCAAGAAAUAAUUCCAACGUCUCGAAGUGAUAGUGUCGUUUCGAAUAUUUCCUCAAAUCUACCUACAUCAAGUAGCUCAACAGGUCCUUGUGAUCGUCCAGUCGAAACAACAUCAUCACCAUCUUCAUCAUCGUUAAGUAGUCCUGUUUCAAAUAUCAAUGAGACUGUACGUGAAUUAGUUACUACAGAUUGGAGUGAUGAUCCAGAAAUGAUUGCAGGAGCAAGUUUUGAAGCAGCAGUUGAACUACGAGCUCAGUUUCCUAAUUUUCAAAUGCCUAGUAAAGGUCAAAAAAGUGAAGAGUAUAUUCGUACACUAGUUCUAUUGGAAUUUCAUCAAAAAACUCAAUAUAUGGUUCGCCAUUUGAAACAAUACGAGUAUUUAUUAUUACGUCGUUGGCCUGUGGAACAUGCAAAAUUGGCUAAAAUUUUAUGCCUUGAUCAAAUUCCUGUAUUAAUUGAUCUUUUUCGCAGUCUCGUUACUUGUAUUGAUCAAACAAAAACCGAACAAGGUUAUCGUGGUAUGGCUGAAGCUGUUCUAGCCUGGUUAACUGAUAAUUCAUCGGCUAAUUUAAAAACAUGGGCUCGUUAUUGUCAAGCCCUCUCAUGUUCAAAUAUGUUAGAAAGUGUUCGACAUUUUGUUCGUGAUUAUGUACGCCGACAUCCAGAUAUUGUACCUCUAUUACAAACUAGGCACAAUAAAUUUGUCUUAAUUGAAGGUUUAAAACAAAUGCGAAUUCUUUACUUUAAUUUACCAUUAAUUGCAAAUAAUAUUGCAAAAGAUUUGGAAAAAAGAACUAAAAUAUACAAAGGUGAAGCUAAAAUUUGGCAACAAAUUCAACUUAAAUUGGCCAGUUUACCACAAACUAUCGAUAAUGUUUGUAUGCCUCUUGUUAAACGAAUUAAUCUUGGUCAAUUAUGUACUAGUUUGGAUAAAAAAGAUAUUUUGUCUAAACCACUUCCGGAUUUAUUAUUACCAUUUCAGCAAUUACUUUUAAACUUUCCUCGUGUAUUAUUUCAUCAUUGGGUUGUUGCACAUGCCGAAGUAACAGUUGAUAAAUUAACAGCGAAUCGAUCAAAUAAAGUAAAUCAUGAUUAUAUUUGUGAACGAACUGAAAUGUUGGCUAUUCUCUUACACAAUGCACUUAUGUUAAUGGUGAAGGAUGGUGAACGUUACAUUUUACGUAGCUUUAAAGCUGUACGUGAACAAGGCGGUGGCUCUGGUAGUAGCGGGAACUUCAAUACUUCUGCUUCUAAUAGUAGUGCUGUUGAACGUCUUUCCAGUUUCGGAUCGCCUGGUACACCUGGUGAUAAAGAUCGACCCAACUCAGGCAAUCUAUCCGGUUAUUCUUCUAUCUCUUCAUGCAGUUCUCUUAGUUCUUAUUCUCCUAAUUCAAAUGCUCAAUCACAUACAAGCCUUGUUUCAGCAGCAGCUAGUGCUGCAGUCGCCAGUAUGACUGAUCGUUCGUCAACAUCGUUGGGAAGCUCGAAACUUGUUCCUAUAUUCCCAUUGAUAGAUGUGUUUACUUCGUGUGGUGAAAAAUUUGGUGGUGAUCAUCUAUUAAAUAUCGUCUUUAUGAAGCAAACAGUUUUGAUCCGGUUAUUGUUUUCAAAAGAAGAUGAAAGACAAAAUUGGUCAGCUUACAUUCAGGAAAAUAGUGUGACUACACAAAGUAUUGAUCGACAGCGUAUGUUGAAACCAACUGCUUCCGCUGCUGCCGCCUCUUCAUCACCAUCGUCAUCUACUCAAAGUCGGUCGACAAUCGGUAUAACUUCUGAGUCGCUCAUUUCUAAAACCUCAUGUAAUACACCUACAGCUGAUGACAUUUCAGUUAUUACUCCUCAACCAUCAACCCAAGAUUUAAAAACUUCAUUCGGUAAACUUCUUACUAAAUCAUCAACUACUAUAAAUAAUGAUAAAACUACCUACCCAUCAGAUAUUAACAACACUGAUCAAAUUCCUUCCGGAGAAGAACGCACUGUAUUUGUUGAUAAAUUACAAACCGCUAUGAAUGAACUAUUAGAACAAACACAACAAAUUAUUUGUGAAAAAUAUAAUAUAUCUAAAGAAGAAUUAGCUAAUGCAAUGAAUGAGGGCAAUGACGUGAAUGAUAUCUUGAAUCCUGGAAAAAUCCUGUUAUUCCAGAUAAAAUAUUUCGCAAAAUGUUACAAUUUAAUAACUCGAACUCUUGCUCCACAACCUUCAACAUAUUUUCUAAAUCAAAUACAAAAUCAUCUUGAAUCUAUAAACGAUGAAGGUCAUCAACAGCUCGAUAUGUUAAUGCGGCAGAAGAAAAGACAAAGCUCAUUGUCAUGGACAGAAGGUUAUCUAGAGUCACUUAGCCGGAACCCUGUACUGAAUAUUGGAAGCAAUAAAGUAAUUGGUAGUACUGAAUCAGAAAGAUCUCGGUUUAAUGUUAUCGAUGCUCAACCAGAUGACUCCAUCUCCAAAGCUACACAUUCUUCACCAAACCUAGUCGGUUCAGAUAGUGAACGUAGUCGUAUCGAGAUUCAGGACAAGCGAAAAUCCAAAUGCAGAUCAAGGAAGUCUGAAGCAGGUCCUGUUUCAAAUUUAGAUUUCACUUUCUUUGAUAACUUAUUGAAUAAAGAAUUGAUUACAAUGGCUCCAGUAUUUACAAAAUCUGUCAUGUGUUUGUGCAAGUUAAUUCAUCAAGACCCAUCGCCGAAUAAUUUAUUAAAAGAAUCUACUAGUUCAAGAAAAAGUUUAUCAAGACCAUCUGUUCAAAUCGAUUCGCAAGUUCAUUGGACUAAAGUUGGCGAUGCUGAAUUUCCAGUCAGUGGGAGUACUGAUGAAGUUGAAGAUGAAGAAGUUAGAACAUUGGCGAACUCUAUCAUCGAUUUGUCUUGUUCACAAGCAACUGACACAUUAAAACUGGACACACUUUCCACUGAACAAUCGGAUGCAUUGCAUAGUGGAUUUGAUUUAUCUGUAAAUAAUUCAGAUCAAGAUUUGAAUUCAGUCGCUGCACAACUUGUGUCUGAUGUGUUGGAAAAUGCCAAAAGCUAUUUCUCAAAUCAUAUCACAAAAUCUAAUGAUGCAGAACAGAAAACAGUGAAUGUUAUUCGUGACAGCGGAUGUGCACCAUCUGCCACAGAUGAAGAUGAAGAUUAUUAUUAUGAAGAAGAAAUUGAUGAUAUUGAGGAUGAUCACGUGAACAACGAUGAAACAGUGGAAGAAAUAUCAGAAAAUCAUAACGAUCUUUUAACAUCAUCUGGAACUAUUUCCACUUCAGACACUUCAACUCCUAAAUUUGUGGGCGUUGCUUCUAUAUUUGAUGAUGCUUCAUUGGAUCAAAACAAUCAGUUAGAUAAGACACCGUCUUUACACGAUGAUUUACUCAUUGAUAACGAUGUUAUUGAUGUUGUAUCACCAUGUCCUGGUAUUUUUAUGUCCGGAACUACCACUUCUAUUGAUCCUUCUACUAUUAUUACAACAACAACAAAUAUUAUUACUAACACUAAUACCACGAUAACAACAAAUAUUGGUCGUAAUGACUCUCAGAAGUCAACCACUUCAAGUGGAUAUGUCGACUCUAGUGAUGAUUAAGAUUAGUAGGCAAUAUUCUUGGAAUACCAUCUCAAACACUUAUUCAAAAAAAAAAUUAAUAUCCAGUUUAUCAGUAAUGAGUUGAUUAACUUUCAGAUAUUUGAUUAACCCCGUC